Molecule: messenger RNA, 999 nt
Organism: Bombina bombina (fire-bellied toad)
Lineage: Eukaryota; Metazoa; Chordata; Amphibia; Anura; Bombinatoridae
Gene: TSPAN32
Product: tetraspanin 32
Exons: 8
Coding region: 99-884 (261 amino acids)
Cellular component (GO): membrane
Source: RefSeq, a predicted model, not a curated record
CAGUGUGUGUGAGCUAGUUGUGUACUUAUAUAUACAUAAUGUUUACAUGCGUGUAGCAGCAUUAUACACAUCAUAUACUGCAGUGACAAGAGACAGUCAUGGAAAAGAAGCUUUGGGUUCGAGUUGCAAGAUAUCAGCUCCUUGCCAGCUGCAUCUUCACUAUGCUCCUGGCGCUUGCAGUGUGUAUUGUUACAAUAAUGACUGGCUGGGGCAGUUAUUUCAUUGUGCUAACAAAAGCUUCCUCCCCUGAGAGCUCAAUCAGAGGACUUCACUGGAUCAUGGUCCUGUAUGGGAGCUGCGUCUGUGUUUCACUACUCCUGGUCGCUGUGGUCUGUUCUCUGUCUGUCCUGCGGGAGUCACAGCAGCUCAUGGCUAUUGGAUUCUUGGGGUUUGGCUGCCUUUUCCUUGUUCUGAUGGUCGGACUGACCUGGGCACACGAGUACCAGAGCCAGGUGGAAACCUCAUUCCUGGACACUUAUGACGAUCUCUAUGAGCAGGUUCAUACGAGCUCCUCAAGCGUGCAAAGAGAACAGUUACUGAGCGUGCACGAGGCUCUCCUGUGUUGUGGUAAGAUUAGAGGACACUCCGUCUUAUCAGAGACCCUCAUCAUGUGCAAGAGAGAAGAAAAGGAACAGGACUGCGUAUCUGUGAUCUCUGAAGCUCUGCGUGCGCAUUGGAGUGUAGUUCGUAUGUUACUUCUCAUGGGCCUGGGGGUGACGGUUUGUGGGAUGUUUCUCUCCUCUUUUCUGUUUUUUUCCCUCCUACAAGGAACCAGCUGGGACAGAAGAGGAAAAUACAACUUGAUAAAUGCAUCAAACUGCCCCUCAAGCACCAUGUCUGACCUGCCUCUAAUUCCCAUGCCUCCUCUUCACACUGAACAGUGACGUCAUGUGGCGCACUGCAACCAGCCACAUAUAGCGACUGAACUGAUCUAACAUUCUAAGUUAUAAUGUCUAAAACAUUUUAAAGUGGAUUAAAAAUAAUAAGCAAUGUUCAGAA